Diatraea saccharalis (sugarcane borer) is the source of this 1088-nucleotide messenger RNA. The record is from the annotation of a GenBank genome assembly. Lineage: Eukaryota; Metazoa; Arthropoda; Insecta; Lepidoptera; Crambidae.
GCAGUGCGACGCGAACGCGCGGCCCGGCACCAUGCUCUCUGCUGUCGCACUGCUAUACCUAACGCACAUCACAGUGACAACACUAGCCUUCAAAAUCACCGGGUUCCACGUGCCUUCUGUUGUCACCCCCGACCAACCUACAGCUGACAUCGAGUGCAGCUACGAUGCCAAUUUUACCAUCCUCAACUGGUUCAAAGGCCCAACAGAGUUCUUCCGCUACAAACCUGGCUCGGCUCCUAGCACCAGAUCGUUCCCAGUACCGGGUGUAGGGACUAUAGACCUUAUCGCUUGCGGGCCAACUGAAUGCCGCUUGAGACUCGGCCAUCUCACUGAAGAAGCCUCCGGACUCUACAGAUGUGACCUGGAACUAGACAAGCCUCCUUACAAAUUCGAAACGAGGACGGCUUAUAUGAAAGUGUACAGACCUCAACGACGAAAACCAAUCGUGGAAGGUCUUGCAACAGAAUUUGGAGAGAACGAAGAGAUGAAGGCGUACUGUCGCGCCGAACCCGACGCUGAGAUCCGUUGGUACGUGAACGGCAAAGAGAUUACGGAUCUCAGAGGAAGCCGCAGCUUUAAGAUGAUCAGCAAAGAAAUCCUUUUUAAAGGUCUCUCUCAGCCUACAAUAGUAGUGCAAUGUGCGGAAUACAUUGAUGGCAAAUUAAUAGGCUCCACGGAAACACCAGCGAAAUGGAUUAAAUUCAGCAAAUUGGUAAAUCAGAGUAGUGUUGAGUCUUGUGCAUCUGAAAACAAAACCAAUGCCGUUAGAAACUAUUGUAACUUUUUGUUCAUGGUCCUUUUUACCAGUUUUAUUUUAAAAUAAGUAACGAAUUUUAUUUUUACUUGUAUUUAAGAGUUACCUUAUCAUACGUUCCUCAUUUUUUAAAUAGGUAUUUAUUUUAUUUUUGGUAAUAUAUGAGAUAUAGAUCGGUGAGAAACUAUUAAGUAUUAUAAUAAACGUAUUUCUUUAAAAAUAUUUUAUAUAUUAUACAAUGUUUCAGGGGCGUUCAUUAACUGACCAUGUGUUAUGGUGUGUUUUUUUUUAUUUUAUCAUGUGAUGUACAUAUUAUUAUAAUAAUUACGACAUG